Puccinia graminis f. sp. tritici CRL 75-36-700-3 is the source of this 3084-nucleotide messenger RNA. RefSeq lists its product as uncharacterized. NCBI's taxonomy places the organism in Eukaryota, Fungi, Basidiomycota, Pucciniomycetes, Pucciniales, Pucciniaceae. The transcript is spliced from 6 exons. Bases 471 to 2408 code for a protein of 645 amino acids. Gene Ontology annotation, molecular function: RNA binding. The record is from RefSeq and is a predicted model, not a curated record.
CUCGUCACUCUCCUCCUGUCCUACCCUAUCCAAUUUUUUUUCGCUCCGUUCAGGUGGGCGAAGGAUUCUGUACACUGCACCGAAUUUUUAUUCCCUGUUGACCGUUCCACUCCCUCCACCCCCACCCACCCCACAAGACACCCAACCACUCUACAACAAAGAGCUGUUGACUGCACUUCCGAGUGCCCGCUACUCCUCUACAAACAAUUAAAGACCCUUUUUGUACAAGUCAGACCAACCAUCUUCGAAAGGGAAGUCGACGCAUACAUCGAUCCCCUUUCCCCCUACAUAUCACCAUCCGCCUUCUGCCGUCCUCCUACCCCCUCUCCAACACAGUCCUCCACUCAACCAGCACUUCUCGCAAUCAUCUUCUUCACUUCGAUCAUCUCCCUCAUCCCCUCAUUCCAUCACCAACUAAUUCUCAAACUUCUCCCUCAGCUCACUUCCAUCCUCAUUAACCAACUACCAUCAUGGCUCCUAAAAAUAAAAAGGGACAAAAAGUCCUCCUGACCGACUUCUUGGCCGAUACCUCUACCGGUCGGUCAUGGGCUGACGAGAUGGAUGAACUUCCUACCGCUCCCGCACCAAGGGAUCCCAACGAACCCCCGAAUUCUGGACUCGGCGGCUCACAUCUCAGCCGUGGGGAUGGUAACCGAUACCCGGAUCGAGACUACAAUCGCAGAGGAGGUGAUCGAGACGGCAUGGAGAGGCCCACGCGAGUCGAGGUCCCCGUACCCGACAAGCCACCCUACAAUGCCUUUGUUGGAAAUCUCAGUUGGGAAGUCGGAAGUACGGAACUAGAAGAAUUCUUUGGAGCCUCUCACAUCAUUUCGAUCCGGCUGAUCACAGAUGGUGCGACUGGUAAACCCAAAGGUUAUGGUUAUGUCGAAUUUGACGACAGGGAUGCGCUUGUGGCAGCUACAGACAAAUCAGGCCGUGAGCUUGGCGGUAGACCGGUUCGAAUCAGUGUUGCUGAACCCCCCAAAGAGCGCGAGGAUCGCACGGGGGGUGCCUGGCGAAGAGAGGGACCGCUGCCUACUUUUGAUGACAACCGCCGCACUCGGCAUUCUUCUCAUCAAGAUCGUUCAAGUAUUGAAGAUGUCGAUCGAGGUGAGCGAAUGGGAUUUGGCUCCAAGUUCGUACCGGCUGCAGAAUCGGCCACCAACCUGACCCGGCGGACACAAUCUGGACGGGGCUAUAGUCGAGCCGAAGGUGGUUUUGGAAUGGAGAGUGAAGCUGCUGACAGAGGAGAGAGAAUGGGUUUUGGAAGCAAAUUUGUGGCUAGCGUAGACGAACCUAGGAAGGACCGAGGCCCACCUCAAAGAGGUAGCAAUUUCAUUCCAAGCCGAGCCACGCCAGUCGGAUCCGACGACGGUCACAGUGCGUCCGGUGGCAGUAUCAGGAGAGCACCGAUGCUGGAGCGCAAGUCAACUGAAAUUGAGCCAACACCGGCUGAUACUGUCAGCAACUGGAGAAAAGCCAAACCAGUCGCCCCUUCCGAACAUGAAGCCUCUCCCACAGCCCCUCCUACUGCCCCACCUACUCGACGCAAGCUCGAACUUUCGGCCAGAACUGUCACUUCAUCGGAUGGAACUCUUACGCCCCCUACAUCACUUGUCAGUAAUAAGCCAUCUCCUUUUGGAGCUGCCAAACCCAUCGACACUGCCGAGCGAGAAAAGGCAAUUCAAGAAAAACUUGACCGAGAGCGCGCCGAGUUGGCUGCAGUGAACGCCAAAAAAAUUACUACCAGCACUGAUGGCAAAUCGACGCCUGAGGUUGAGCCUAAAUUACCUUCUUCUGCGGCUACCCCUGCCGCUCCUAAAGCACCCAAACCUAACCCGUUUGGAGCUGCCAAGCCGGUGGAUACUUUACAAAAAGAACUGGAAAUUGAACAGAAGCUUGAACGAGAGAAGGCCCUAUUAGAAGAAAAGCUGAAAAAAGAAGCGCAAGAGACCAAAGCAGUCCCUUCGAUUUCAACCAACACCAAAGGUCCGUCAAAUGCCGCCGCUUCCCAUGAAAGUACCACCACCACUGCUUCUGUCAACCAGUCAUCCCACACCCCUCCUACUCCGGCCACCCAGCCUCGGUCUCGCUGGACGCAACCUCCACCGAUUUCCAAGCCGGCCACCAACGGCAACGUCCCUCCAUCCGCGCCAUCCGCCGCUGCUCCCCCUCCAGUUGCCAAAAGUGCUACCUCUCCCUUGUCUCCCAGUUUGUCGUCAUUUCGCAAAGAGGGCAUUUCGUUUGCUGCACUAGCUAAAACUGCCGCCGCCAACCCCACUUCCAAUCCUGCAACAACUACGACAUCCAAACCUUCGACAAAAGAAGAACAAUCUAGCAAAUCAAUGGCCCAACCACCCAGGACUAUUUUAAAACGAGUCGAAGGACUCGAAAUCAAACACGAAUAGUAAAAAAGCAAAUCAUUUUACCACUGGAAUCUGGUCUCGCAUACAUUAUGCAAUUGGCUUAGAAAGAAAGCAGGUCCUAGGAGGUGCUAAAAGGCAUUGAAUCCUUGACUCAAUUUCCUAGGAGGGUAGUGAGUCCUGGAAAAGAGCCUUGGAAGUGUUUCAAAAUAUCAUCAUCGUAGCUAAGCGUCUCGAUUAAUUUGUUGUCUGAGCUUGAUUUUUCCAUAUAUUUCAUUUACUUUGUUGGGUUAUAUCUUUCUUUUUAUUAAGAAAUGAGGAUCUGAGGUAGCAGUAGAUCAAGACACAAUAAAAAGAUCUACAACUUUUAUCCUCCUUUUUCUUUUUCUCCAUUUUUGUUUGCUUGGUUUCUUUUUGCUCUGACUAAACAAAGAAAAACAAUGGUCAUUUUUUUUUAUUUCAUGUUCAUGUUCAUUUCUUCUUUGAUCUCUGAUGACCAACUUUUUCAUCAUUUUAUCUCUCUCUCCCUCUCUUUCUCUUCUCUUUCAUCCUUUUUUUCUUUCUUUCUUUCUUUCUUUCUUUUGGUCGUACAUUAUUAGAACCCAAGAUCUCCUCGGCCCAGCUUACGUUCGAAAAAGUAAUUCAUACAUACACAUAUUUACAUAUCCAUUAGGUCUCCUUUUCUCUGCCCUUAUCUUAAGGUGGACAACUUGCUUUUGAG